UUUGAAUGACCUGCAGAAUGUGCUCAAGGUGGCGAUGGACGGAAACAUACUUAGGCAGGUGCUGGGUACAGCUAACGGGGUGGUGACACAGGGGAAGCAGGGAAUUGUAGUCCAGCAGCCCCAGCAGCAGAUCAUCAGCCUGCCGGCCUUUGUGGAUCAUGACGGCACCACAAAGAUCAUCAUCAACUACAGCAUCAGCCCUGCAGCCGCCACCACUGCCACUACCCAGCCUGCACCGCUUGUUGCCAAAAACAAUCCUCCUCUUCCUCCCACUGUCACCACUGCUGCAGACCCCACCCCAACAGAUAGAACCCCAACACCAGAGGCUGCCGACCUCACCAUUGUAAAGGCAGAACCAGAAUCGGUGCCCAUCAUGGAGACAGAGGCGGUCACACAGACAGAAUCUGUUAAGACUUCUGACGCCCAAACAGCUCAGAUGCCAAAAGUCAGCAGCACCAGUACAUGUUUACUAUGCGACGACUGUCCCGACAACCUAGAGGCGUUACACCUCCUCCAGCACCGGAAAGCAGCCAAUGGGGAGGCAGUUGACUCUGCCGCUUUGGACCCCUCGUUCGCUGCUCUGCUAAACGAGGCGGGGGUGACGCUGGAGGAGCCACCUGUGGACGAUCUCCUCUCACUCCUCAAGACCUACUUUGCCUCCAAUGCCAACCCCAGCGAGGCGGAGCUGACAAAGAUCUCCGAGUCUGUGAGUAUUCCCGUGGAUGUGGUCAGAAAGUGGUUUGCUAAAAUGAACUCUGGGAAAAAUGUGGGCAAAUGCCGCAAAAAAGCAGUUUCCAAAAAGACUGAAACCACAAAUUCCAGCUCAAAGAAUACUUCAAAUCAGAAUGGAGAGGCAGUGGAAGACAGCAUUAAAGAUACAUCCAACAAAGCUUCAUCAGAAUCUGGCAGCGCUUCUCCGUCAGACUGUUCACCACUAAGCCUCAACACAGAGGACCUCAUCAUUGUUAAAAGUGAGCCAGAUGAUCCAGAGGCCUCAGACUCCCAGGCAGAGCCGCUUGACCUCUCCCUUCCUAAACAUAUUGCGGCGGCAUUGAAAACAAUAACCACGCCUCCCGCCAAGCAGCAGGAACAGCCUCUAAACUUAACCUGCCUGAGGAAGGAGCAGCUGGAGGGUAGAACCAUCUACGUCACCACGCCUCAGACCGGAAGAUCUGUUAACAUUGUCACUGCCGCACAGCUGCCCACAUUAGUGGCCAUCGCUGGUCAGGGCACAAUGAGCUGUCUCAGCGCCAUCAACACAACAACGAAGCGCACCAUUCUCAUCCCCCAGCUCACCUACACCUACGCCACUACAGCCGGCAACGCCACCGGAUCAAAGACUGUUGUGCUGAACGGCCAUAAGGAGACAAGGCUGGACAGCAACUCUGACGGUGUUUCCACAGUGGAGGAGCAGAAUGACUCUGAUUCAGCCUCACUGAUUAAGAAGCGACGACUGGAAAACGGCGUCUACCCAUGUGAUCUUUGCUCCAAAGUCUUCCAGAAGGGCAGCUCCCUGCUCAGGCACAAAUAUGAACAUACAGGAAAACGGCCCCACGAGUGCAACACCUGCAAGAAGGCAUUCAAACACAAACACCACCUGAUCGAACACUCGAGGCUGCACUCCGGUGAAAAACCCUACCAGUGUGAUAAGUGCGGGAAGCGUUUCUCUCACUCCGGCUCAUACUCCCAGCACAUGAACCACCGCUACUCCUACUGCAAGAAGGACGGGCCAAACUCAGGCUCCGGCUCAGGGCCGCGCAGGGCUCAGUCUGAGCUCGGCAGCCCCGGUCCUGGACCGCAUUCGGACAGUCGGACCACGACCCCACCCUCCCAACUGGACUCAGAUGAGAGGGAGAGCGAGGAAGAGGAGGAUGAAGACGAUGAGGCCAUGUGUAUGGACGACAUCCGGGUUGUGCAGGUGGACGAUGGCGAGUGCGAGAUCUACGAGGGUAACUUUGAUGAUGAUGACGAGGACGGAGAGGAGGUGGUGGAGGAAGAGACAACAGGAGAGGGAGAGGCGGUAAGCGAGAAGGUGGACGAUGAGGUAGUUUGUGAUGUGUUGGAGGUCGAACUGGGGGAUGAUCACAUGGAGGAUGACGAGAUGGAGGAAACAACUGAAGAAAAGGAGGACGGAGAGAUGGAGGAAACAGCUGAAGAAAAGGAGGACGGAGAGAUGGAGGAAACAGCUGAAGAAAAGGAGGACGGAGAGAUGGAGGAAACAGCUGAAGAAAAGGAGGACGGAGAGAUGGAGGAAACAGCUGAAGAAAAGGAGGACGGAGAGAUGAAGGAAACAACUGAAGAAAAGGAGGACGGAGAGAUAGGGGAAACAAAUGAAGAAAAGGAGGACGAAGAGAUAGGGGAAACAACUGAAGAAAAGGAGGACGAAGAGAUAGGGGAAACAAAUGAAGAAAAGGAGGACGAAGAGAUAGGGGAAACAACUGAAGAAAAGGAGGAAGCAGCAAAUGUGGAUACAGAGGGAGUGGCAGACUGUGAAGAAAAUACGGACAAAUGCAUCAGGGAGGGGUCAGACAGCACUGAACCCACAGAGGAAGUGAUGACAAACGCCAAAUAAAAGAAGGAAAAUCUCUUCGGGACAGUUUUAAGGUGUUGGUCAUUAAAGUCGAGUUAAUUAAGACAAAACCGCUGAAAAGUUGAGCAAGUCACGGCGGUUGCCUGAUCUUAACGGUCCACUACUGUGUACAAAAACCCAGGUGUGCCUGAACUUGAAAAAAGAAAAUACAAAAACAUAACAGUGACUUUUUUUCUUGUGAAAUUGAAUUAUCAGUGUUAAAAAUUGUUUAUAGAAGUACAGAUUUUAAAGCAGAACUCACCCAUCAACUUGUUACUGAGACAUCCCAGGUUGUUUUAUUAUUUGUUUUCAUUUGGUCAGUGUUACUAAUCUUGUUCUUGUUUGAAAACAUUUUAACCUGUAAAGAUGAGAAAGAUUUCUAUACCUUUUUAUUGCCAAUGAAGUUUCCUAAAUCAGUAUUUUAUUGAGUUCUACGAACAAAAACCUCUGCACUACAGUAUUCCUGGUUUACCUAUGGAUACAUGCCUCAUGCAUUGUAUGCCCUUCAGUGUUAUAUACGUACACUAGCUAGCGAGAUGUUGUUCGUGUUAGUGUUAGUCUUUGCUAGCUAGCAUUACUUUUGUUUUCAGUUUGACUGUUAGCCUUAAAGAAAUCAAAGUAUUCUUGGGGAGGGUUGUGGGCGGGAUGGGGAGUCCGGGAUGAGAACGUGGCUUCUUUAUGCCAUAACCAAAUUUGUCCUAUCAGGGAAGGUAGAGUCACAACCUCAAAGCCAGCAUCAGGCGCCUCUGUUUUACAACCCGGCGUAGCCUGUACCGGUGGAGUCUCCAGAUGAAGAUUCAAAAGCAGACUCCACCACGCCUGGCUCAGCUGUGGUUCUAAAACACAUGCGCCCAUUCUUACCAAGCUUCUCCUUAUUUUGGUUGACUUUAGUUCUGAGUUAGUGUUUCAGUGUUAUUAGCUUAUAUAUGAAGUCAUACUGUAUGUGAAGGAACGGGGCCGAUUCCUGCUCCACCCCAAUGCCUCCAGCCUUAUGCAAGACCUGUGUGCUGUUAAAAGUGCCAUUGAACAGUGUUAUCAUUUCUUCUUCACACAUGUAGCCAGUGUUAUGUCCCUCUGUUACUAACACAAGACCCAUAUUGACUAAUGUUUGUGGACUUGCACAGAACAGCAACUCUGUCACAAUACCUGAAAGACACUUCCUAUGUUUUAAUUAUUUUGGAAUAUUUUCAAAGCCUUUAAAAGUGUUUGGACAACACGUGAAAGCUGGGAAAUUCAGUAUUAGGGCAUCAACUAAUAAUUAUUUUCAUUAUUGGUUAAUCUGAUGACCAUCUUUUUUUAUUAAAUCGAUUGUUUGGUCUAUAAAAUGGCAGAUAAUAAUGAAAUGUUUAUUUCAUUUGUUCAGCGGCCAAGAUGGCGCCUUUAAAUGUCUUGUUUUGUCUGAACUUAAAUCUGAGACCCAAAGACUAGUUUACAUUAUUAUUUUUUUUAAAUAUUAUUAGUUUGCAAUUACAUAAAACAGAAAAGCAGCAAAUCAUCACGCAGGAAAAGCUGGAAACAAAAAAUGUUUGGGAUUUUUGCUUGAAAAAUUACUGAAACAAUCAGUUAUCAAAAAAGCUGCUGCUUGUUUUUCUCAAACUAACGAAUCAAUUAAUUAAUUAAGUAAUUCAGCUGUACAUAUACAUUUAAUUGCACAUUUUAAAAAACUUCAAUACUUGCUGAUAAGGAAUCAUUUUCAGUUGCUGAACAGUGUCCAAAUUCUUCAAAUUGUAGUUCUAAAGUCAAACAUUUUGAAGUGGAGAAAAUACAGUCCAGAUUGAGCUUACCUGUGGAUAUAAAAUGCCUUGUAAAUGUGAGAUAAUCAGUUUCCCCGCUGAUGUUAAAUGUUAAUAUGUUGAACUUUAUGUCACAAGUCAAAGUUUUAAAAAUGUUUACAGAAGUGCUUAUAAACAGAAAAUGCUCUGUUGAGGCAGUUUGAAAUAUUUGAAGCUAAAGAUAUGCAGGAGAUGUUAGAACUGCAACUUGACCUUCUGCUCCACCAGGUUGGCUCAGGAAGAAAUAAAAAAAAAAGAAAAACCAAGAUCACUUUCAAGUAAAAUGGAGACAAAAUGAUUUUAUAGUAAAAUUAUAAAUUAAUUCAAACUUGUGCACUUGUUUUCAGAUAGUUAAAACAAAUGGUGGCAAGCUGUCCCACACUUCAGGUAACAAACGUUAGUGAAUGUGGUCUCUGUUGAAGUGUUUUCAGUUGGUUUUACCGAACAGUGUUUAAAGUAUUAGUCUGUUUUAUUUUUUUUGUUUGUUUUUGUCCUCUAUGUUUUUUCAACAAUGGCAGUAUUAGAACCCUUUUCACAGAUUAAAAAAAAAUACCUGUUUAGUUUUUAGAAGACUUUUUUAUAUUUAUGUGUCUUAUUUUUAUAUUUUCUUUUAUGGUUAUUUAUUACACAUUGUAGUGUACAUUACUGUAGUUUGAAUUGAUACAAUAAUAUAUUUUAGUAUGAAAAAUAAUCUGAAGACAAACAAAAAACCCAAAAUGUGGUUCUGGGAGCUGAAGUUUGUUUUAACAAAAAAAAAACAAAAAGAUAAAACAUGUAUUCUGUAAACAUGACUUCUGUUUUAAGCUAAAAAAUGAAAAAAAAGACAGGAAUGAAGUGAGAAAUAGAAACUGUUACAUGUGCAUCCGCUCUUUGCGUCGUUAUCAAGCUACUGAAUUCUAAAACUCUGUGAUUUUAAAAGCAUGAGUCGUCGCCGUUUUAAUGAAGGAUCUUGUUAUGAAGCCGUUACUCCUCCCUUUUUAUUUCAAAGCCAAAUUUAGAUCGUCCUGCCACCGUUUUCUGUUCUGUGCCAACUUGUUCCAUUGUACUGUCGAAGGCUGCAUAUCUGUCAUAACCCUUUGUAAAUCCACUGUCUUUUUGUAUUGUUUUUAUUUUAGUUUUGCUCCAUUUUUAUGACUCCCCAUCACAAUAAAAUAUAAGACAGCA
Messenger RNA from Micropterus dolomieu (smallmouth bass), 5505 nucleotides. Its product is annotated as zinc finger E-box-binding homeobox 1-like. NCBI's taxonomy places the organism in Eukaryota, Metazoa, Chordata, Actinopteri, Centrarchiformes, Centrarchidae. Gene Ontology annotation, biological process: regulation of transcription by RNA polymerase II; anatomical structure development. The transcript is spliced from 3 exons. The coding region runs from base 35 to 2572 and encodes 845 amino acids. The record is from RefSeq and is a predicted model, not a curated record. Gene Ontology annotation, molecular function: DNA-binding transcription factor activity, RNA polymerase II-specific; RNA polymerase II cis-regulatory region sequence-specific DNA binding.